GCAGCUUUUUCUUUAAUAUGCCAUUUGAGAGGAAACCAGAUUCGACCCAGCACUGGCUCUCCUCCUUUCUUGACCACCAAAUUUGCUUUGAUUUCGAUUUCGAUUUCGCACCGUCUUCCCAACGCUCAACCUUUUCAAAAUUGUCAAAGAUCCUCGCUUUGCCCCGUCCGCCCCCAUCUUCAUCCUUCCCGAGCGCGACCCAGUUGAGCAAUUGGGAUAGAAGGAAACCUCUUCAAUUAGAACCUCGGUGGCGCAUGAAGCUGAGCUAGUCCGACUUCAAGAAGACAGAUAGGCUAAAUAUCAAUCCUUUCACUACUGCAUUGUUCAAGAAUGGACAAUGACGAUGACUUCACCUUCUGUCAGGUGGCUCCACCUGCUGAACAAGAAGAUCCACAGGGGAAGACGCUUGUUUCGGAUAUUGAUGGUUUAUCUAUUAGCAGUCAGAAUAGAAGUUCUCUCUGGAAGGAUAAAGUAGACGAUAAUUCCAUCCCCACUCAGCAGGGAACAGUUGGCUCUUUGAGUUUCAAUGUUAUCGAUACUUCCUUCACAAAAAAUGCGAGCAAUCCCUCAAAAGGAUCCACUUCAAACAAUGCUGCCACUUUGGUUAAAAAUUCAGGCGAGCAGAAGUCGGCUGGAAGGAAGGCUGCACCUCGCGCCAAGGUUCCCUUUGAGAAGGGUUAUAGCCAAAUGGAUUGGCUGAAGCUCACUCGAACUCUUCCUGACCUUGCAGGAUUGAAGGGACAGUCUAACAGAAGACCCAUAUCAAUGGAGGAAGUUAAACAGCACCAACAGGAUGGUUCUAUGUGGACUGUCUUAAAAGGCCGCGUUUACAAUAUAUCUCCAUAUAUGAAGUUUCAUCCUGGAGGUGUUGAUAUGUUGAUGAAGGCUGUGGGAAAAGACUGUACGUCCUUAUUUAACAAAUACCAUGCCUGGGUGAAUGACGAAUUCCUCCUGGAGAAAUGCCUUGUCGGAGUAUUAGAUGAUAGCCGCAAAUAAACAGCAGUACGUGAAUGACUGAAAUCGUUUUUCUCAUUUUAUUUUUGGAAAAUGGUGACACUGCCGUACGAUUCUGCAAUAAAAUCCGGAGCCAUCGAGUGCCCAGGCAGUUUAUCUCCAUGUGGCAUCAAGAAAGAUGAUGGCUCAAGCAUCCAGUGGCAAUUCGUUGUCAUUUUUGUAGCAUCAUUAGAUUCUGUCGUAUGUCCUGAUGACAUUUAGAAAGUAAUACGGACUGCCUAUAUGGUAGUCAAAAGUUGCAAAAGAUUCUUCGUCCUGCUGUAGUGAAUACUUGAAACGCUCCGAACUUGAUCACUCGUGUACCAAAUAUAAACUAUCAUUUGCCAGUUUUUGUCAAA
Molecule: messenger RNA, 1352 nt
Organism: Syzygium oleosum
Lineage: Eukaryota; Viridiplantae; Streptophyta; Magnoliopsida; Myrtales; Myrtaceae
Product: cytochrome b5 domain-containing protein RLF
Exons: 6
Coding region: 331-996 (221 amino acids)
Molecular function (GO): heme binding
Source: RefSeq, a predicted model, not a curated record